Messenger RNA from Naegleria gruberi, 789 nucleotides. RefSeq lists its product as uncharacterized. The transcript has a single exon. Lineage: Eukaryota; Heterolobosea; Eutetramitea; Acrasida; Naegleriidae. The record is from RefSeq and is a predicted model, not a curated record. Bases 1 to 789 code for a protein of 262 amino acids.
AUGCCAACUCUCGUCAGUACACCAAUGAACAACCAGGCUGUUCAAUCGGGUCCACAAAUCACCUCCUUCCAAGAAGUUGAACUUUCCAAUCAAACCUUUGCUGAUUAUCAACUCUAUGUAACACAUGACAAUGGAGGUCGUGCCUUUGUUAUUCAAGUCAGAAAUGAUAAACAACACAUCUACAUUUACGAAGCUUCCUUCACCAAGCAAUCUCGUGAUCAAACAAGUGUAAAUAUGGUCGAACAAGAAAUCAUCCUCUCCAAUGGAGACAAGAUCACUCGAAAGGGUUUGUACUUGAAGGAAUUCAACCAAAGAGAGGCCUACUUCUUUGCUCUCAUCAAGGAAUUAGAUGCCAAUGAAACUCCUUUUGAAGUUUUCCCUGGUAUUGAUAAUACUGCAGAGGUCUUUCCAAGCAAUGCGUAUCCAAUACUCUUCCAUGGUGCUGCCCUAUUGAUUAGAUUUAUUCCUUCCAAUGAAUGUUGGUUCUUUGGUAUUCAUGUUGGUAAAUUUACUAUGGAUGAGCCUAUUCAAGCACUAUACAGUCCUAUUGGUAAUAAUGAUGUUGUUUAUGCCUACAUGUUCACCGACUCGAAAUGUUACAUUUUCGAAGAGGAGGUCUACUCUAUCGAUAAGCAAAUAUUGAACAAUAGAGCUCCAGGAGAAGAUAUUCACGAUUUCUUCUAUUCUCAUACUGAUCAGUGGUCCCAUGCACCAUAUUCCUUCUUGUCUGAACGUAUUACUGACAAGAAUUAUUAUGAUAAUCCAACCACUCCUCUCACCCAGUUGUAA